Molecule: messenger RNA, 630 nt
Organism: Suillus subalutaceus
Lineage: Eukaryota; Fungi; Basidiomycota; Agaricomycetes; Boletales; Suillaceae
Exons: 4
Coding region: 1-630 (209 amino acids)
Source: RefSeq, a predicted model, not a curated record
AUGCAAGUCAUCAUCAUCGCUCGGUUACAUGCCAUGUAUCAGCGAUCCAGAAAGGUGCUGAUAUUUCUCGUUGUCAUCUUUCUGGCCAUCGGAAUCGCCAAUGUAGUGAUAAGCACAGUAUUGACGAUGCAUUUGUUAGGAGAGGAAUUCGUUCUCUCCGGCACCUAUCAGUGCUUGAUUGGCUAUACGGGAGAUUCCACAUUUUUGGCUCCCACGACUUGGAUACUUAGCACUGUAUGGGAGGUCGUUGCACUGUGUCUCGCGAUCUGGAUUGCUGUAAAGCACUUCCGUGAACUGCGACAACACUCAACAAUUGGUAUUAUCGGGGACUGUUUCACGGUGUUAAUGAAAACUCACGUGAGUUACUUUGCAAGCUUUUUGGCUAUAUCUUGCUUCAAGAUCGGUUUAUUCUCUCAGACACUCUUAGUGGACACUUCCCUGGCCACUCAGGUUUAUCUUGGUCUCUCUCAGAUAUUCCAGGUCGUGCAGAUGUUUGUACUGGGACCACGCCUGAUCCUCGGUGUUCGAGAAUAUAACGCUGAGCUCGUGACCAAUUCUGAUACAGCGACCGCUAUGACUUCAGUUGCUUUUCAGGAGCGCGUCCAUUUGUCAACUAGCAGUAGCGUGUAG